AUGUGUCGAGAGGAUGUUGUUCCUGAUGUUCACACGUUCCAAUUCUUGUUCAAGGCAUGCGCUCGGUGCUCCUCUACCCAUAUGGGGCGGACAAUCCAUGGCAACUUCCUCAAGCUCUGUGACGAGUCCGAUGUUUUUGCUGGCAACUCUUUGAUCCACAUGUAUUCCGAGUUAGGUCAUCUUGAUUUGGCCAAGAGAGUUUUUGAUCAAAUGGAUCUUAAAGAUGUGGUAUCAUGGACGACGAUGGUUGGUAUCUAUGCUAAAAACGGGUCUAUGGGUGAGGCUCUGAAGUUGUUUGAUCAAAUGCCUGAACGGAAUGUCGUAUCUUGGACUAGCAUGGUUGCAGGUUAUGCGCAAACAGAUAAACCUGAAAUGUCUAUUCAAUAUUUCAGGAAGAUGGUUUCAGCUAAUAUUAAGCCAGAUGUUGUUGCCAUGGUCUCGGUGCUCUCAGCUUGUGCCCCUUUAAGGGAUUUGGACUUGGGCAAAUGGAUUCAUCACUUCAUCGUUAGAGAGCAGAUCUGCAUGAAUGUAAAUUUGGCUGUUGCUUUGAUUGAUAUGUAUGCAAAAUGUGGAGACAUAGAUGCUGCUCAACAAGUUUUUGAUAGUAUGGAUUGCAAGACUCUUGUGGCUUGGAACACCAUAAUUGAUGGGUACUGCAAAUUGGGCAAGCUGGAUAUUGCUCGUUCCCUCUUUGACCAGAUGGAUUAUCGAGAUGUUAUCACAUUCAACUCAAUGAUAACUGGAUACAUCCAUAAUAGUAGCUUCAAGGAGGCCUUGUUAUUGUUUUCAAAGUUGCGAGGUUUUGGUUUAAAGCCUGAUGAUUUUACCGUUGCGAGUGCACUCACAGCUUGUGCAAAUUUAGGUUCCCUAUAUUAUGGAAGGAUAUUGCAUGGUUAUAUCAAGGAGAAUUUAACGCAAACAGAUGUUUUUGUUGGGACUACACUUCUGGAUAUGUACUCAAAAUGUGGGAGGAUAGAUCGAGCGAUGCAGGUCUUCAAAAGAAUGCCAAAGAAGGAUGUGUUAGCUUGGACUGCUAUGAUUUCAGGCCUUGCAAUGCAUGGAGAUGGGAAAUCUGCUAUUGCUCUGUUCUUGUUAAUGCGAGAAGAAGGGAUACAGCCAAACAGAGUCACAUAUAUCGGUGUUUUGAGUGCUUGUAGCCACGUGGGCCUUGUUGAAGAGGGUCAUUUUCAUUUCAAUGAGAUGAGGUAUUUAUACAAGAUAGAGCCUGAGAUUGAGCACUAUGGUUGCAUGGUUGAUCUCCUUGGUCGCUCUGGUUAUCUUAAGGAUGCUGAAAGGUUCAUAGAAAGUAUGCCCAUUGAACCAAAUGCUGUUAUUUGGGGUUCUCUAUUAGGUUCCUGCAGGGUUUAUAAUGAAGUGGAACUAGCAGAGAAAGCAGCAAAGCACCUCCUUGUUUUGGAACCCCAGAAAGAUGCAGUUUAUAUCUUAUUAUACAACAUAUAUGCCAGCACAGGAAGGUGGGCGAGUGCCUUUGAGAUUCGAGGCAUGAUGGAAGAUCGUGGCAUCAAAAAGUCAGUUGGGUGUAGUUCCAUUAUGAUUGGGGGAAGUGUACACGAGUUUGUAUCUGGUGAUAGAUCACAUCCUGAAUUUGAUAAGAUAAACAUUAUGAUGGGUGAAAUAGCAGAGAGAUUGAUGUUGGCGGGUCACAUGCCCAACCCAUCAGAGGUCUCACUAGAUAUAGACGAGGAGGAUAAGGAACAGACUUUGUUCAGUCAUAGUGAGAAAUUGGCUAUUGCUUUUGGAAUCCUCAAACUUGGAAACAAUAUCCCUAUUCAUAUUCUUAAGAACUUGCGUAUUUGCAGGGAUUGCCACUCUGCCAUUAAAAUGAUUGCUAAAAUUUGGAACAGAGAGAUUGUAGUUAGGGAUCGGAGUCGCUUCCAUCACUUUAAACAAGGAGGAUGUUCAUGUGGUGAUUUUUGGUGA
Messenger RNA from Telopea speciosissima, 1941 nucleotides. Its product is annotated as pentatricopeptide repeat-containing protein At2g29760, chloroplastic-like. Bases 1 to 1941 code for a protein of 646 amino acids. Gene Ontology annotation, molecular function: protein binding; RNA binding; zinc ion binding. Lineage: Eukaryota; Viridiplantae; Streptophyta; Magnoliopsida; Proteales; Proteaceae. Gene Ontology annotation, biological process: RNA modification. The transcript has a single exon. The record is from RefSeq and is a predicted model, not a curated record.